Oreochromis aureus is the source of this 879-nucleotide messenger RNA. Its product is annotated as arginine vasopressin induced 1. NCBI's taxonomy places the organism in Eukaryota, Metazoa, Chordata, Actinopteri, Cichliformes, Cichlidae. The record is from RefSeq and is a predicted model, not a curated record. The coding region runs from base 183 to 746 and encodes 187 amino acids. The transcript is spliced from 3 exons.
AUUAGCCGGUGUGAAGGUUACACUUUGGAUGCUGGUUCAUUAAUCAGGUUGUCUGUCUACUGGCCUAGUGCAUGCAGUUGUCUCAUUCAGACUGAAGACUCUCAGCAGUGCCCCUACAUUGGGUUCACAUCAUCAUCUUCGUGCCCUUAUAUAACAACCCAGAAAUUCUCCAACCGUGUGACAUGGCAGAUGCCCUGGAAUCCAGCUCCAGUGAGGAAAGUCUCCUUAUGCAGUGGAACAUUUCCAGUCGACGCAGCAGAAAGUCUGGAUGCUCUAACAUUUUUACAGGCUUGAACAUGCAUCAGCUGCACAGGCUGUUCAGAACGGCGGGGGAGAGAAAUGCUGAGCAUCGGGCGAAGCUGGUGUGGCAGGGGAUAGAUGACGAUAUGCCAGGAGCAAAUGAAGAAAAGGAUGAGGAAGAAGGGGAAGAAACAGGGCUGGCCGAGGCCUUGGUAGGACUGAGAGUCCGAGCAAGGAAUAAAGCAGGAAUCAGAGUAGAGGGAUGGAAAGAUCACAAGUGGAACAGAGCACUGGGAUAUCUCAGGAUUAAGGAGCCAUUAUCUGACUUUAGCCCUGAUGAUGAAGAAACCACUAAAGCUCCAAGUGCAGGAGAAUUUCUGUUGCCAACUGAGGAAGACAUCUCAGAUAGACAAAAUCCCUUCAAACCUUCAUCAUGGAGGUUGGGGGUGACAAGGCUUGAGGGUGCCAGAGACUCUGAACGUUACCUUCACCGCAUCCUCUGUUAAAAACUGGAUUUUGGUUGAAGAUGCAACAAAACAGAAGUCUGAUUUUGUUUAGACGUACACGCUUCUGCUAUCAUGCACUAUACAUGUUAGACACUAGCACAACUUUAUGAACUGUGGUAAACCUGCAUGCAAA